AGCCUGCUAUAAGUAGGUGGUCCACCUUUAAAAGUAGGCGGGUUUAAACCGUCUAACCAAUGAGCGGCCUCUUUCACAUUUAAAUGGCCCCGUGUGUCAAUCAAGACUCCCCCCCUCUCCUCCCUCCCUCCUUCCCUCUCUCAGUCAACCUCCCCUCUCAAUCCCUUCUACAUCUCUCAAUCGCCAUAUUGGGUACUGAGAGGUUUGUCUGCAGUUUCUCUCAGUCCGGGACGAAAUUGACAGAGCGGCUUCAGUUCCUGUGCACUUUGUUUUGAUGAUUUGCGGAAACUAUUUUCGGCUCCAGAACGCCGCAGCCGUUAGCGCCUUCAGCUCGACGUAUGCAUGGCAUAAGGCGUUUCACGCCUGUUUCGGAUCUUUUCCCCGUGACCAGGAGAUACCCCUUGUUUUUUAGCGGUGUGUUUUUCUCGUGAAAACUGGACGCUCCCGGCCGCCUGAAAAUUGUGUCGUCUUUUCGAGGGAUAAAAUGUCAGAUGUUCGACUUUCAAACGGGAGUCCGACGCUGGAGCGGACGGACCCCCGGGUGGCGGAGCACCCGAAACCGUCAGCUUGCAGAAGCCUCUUCGGCCCGGUGGAUCACGAAGAGUUAAAAAAGGAUUUAAAUGGACAUUUGCGGGAGUUGGAAGAGGCUGCCUCCGUCAAGUGGGGCUUCGACUUCCCCAAUCACAAGCCGCUGGCCAACAGCAGGUUCGAGUGGAAAAUAGUGGAUUGCAGCGAAGUCCCGGAUUUCUACAACCGGCAGCCGCGGAGGGAGAAGGGUGUCUCCUCUGGGAAUAACAAUGUGGAUCUAAAUGGGAAUCAUAAUUGCGUUGUGAUGACUCCAAGCGAAGAUACCCACCGGUCUGACGGUCAGAUGGCGUGCACAGAACAGUGCGCUGGGCUGAGGAAAAGACCUGCAUGUCACGACACCUCGGCUCAAAACAAAAGGUCACACACCAGCCCAGAUGAGGUUAGUUGUCCAAGCCUGAGCCACACCGCAGAACACACACCCAGAAAGACCAGUCCCAAGAGACAAACGUGAGGACGAGAAACGAGCUGAUGAUGCAUUUCCUCGUUUUUUUUUUCUUUUUUUUUUCUUCAUUUUGUUUUGUUUUUUAUACGUGGGAAACCUCAGUGUGGCUGAUUUUUGGACGAGGAUCUAUGCAGCAUCAGAAACAUAUCAGCUGUCCUGAAGACGGGGGAGGACGCUGUUGAAGCACUGAAUAGAAACACUAAAGUUGUGGCACUCAUUAAAUGUUACUGCCUCUAACAGCAGUUGAUGUAGCAGUGUGCAAUUAGAUUUAAUUUCCUGUUUUUUUUUUUUGUUGUUUUUGUUUUUUUUCCUUUUUUUUCUUUUUUUUUUAACUACCUGUCUGUAAAUAAAUAAAAAAAGAUCUAUAUAUUUCUUUCCAAAUGUAGCACAUAAAAAACAUGAUUUAAAAACAAAUCAUUUAUGCAGAAAGAUGUGGAUUAUGAUUUGACUUGAAGAAUUGCAGUGUAGUUUGAGAUUUGUUUCCAAAAUGCUGUUUUUUAUUUUUUUUAUUUUUUUUUUAAGCAUUGUGGUGUUGAUAUAGUCCCUGAUUGCUACAUUUAAAAGAAAAUCAUGGCUUAUUUACAGUUUCUUGACAGUGUGACUUCACUCCGUCAUCUUCCUAACUCAGCAGUGAAGAAUGGUACAAAUGUAGCUUUUUUUUUUUUCUUCUUUUUUUAUAUACAUAAUCCUUUUAUUUCUGGCUUUUGCAGCAUCACCAGCACGUUGUUUUCUUAAGAUCUAAAUACACAGGAAAUAACAAGAGGAAAUAUAAAAAUUUUGCUAGAGCUUGCUUUUAUUUAUUUUAUAUGUGGGGUGAAUGCAGCAUCAGUUGAAUCCUGGAAUAUGAUUUUUUUUUUUUUUUUUUCUUCCCCCUCCAUCAUCUGUACACUUCAGCUUAGUUUCCUUCUGGAGCUGUGAGGUACUCGCAUAUUGAAGGACAUACAAACUGCACAGCCUGUGUUCUCCUCGACUGUAUUCCUAUUGUCUCAUGAGCCUUAAAUGCUCCAAUGGAGGUUUCCCAAAAACAGUUGAAUCUCCCACAAUACCAAAUACCUGGUUGCUUCUGUAUGGUUGCUAGCACUGCCUGUGCUCCUUAAUUGACUUCACAUUGUUUUACUUUGUGAUAACUUAGUUGCUUUAAUUAUUUUCAAAUUUUAUAAUUUUUUUCAUCUUGGAUAGCCUGCUGAGGAUGUAAGUGACCAUCUAAAAGCUUCCCUUUAAUUGAGUAAUGUUUAUGUUCAGAGAUUCCAGGCUACACCUGGAUGGAGCCGAAGAACAGCUCUUCCCAGAAAUACAGUCACCAUGCUUGUGUAUUUGUGUAAAUCUUUGCAAAGUACCUAUGUACAUAUUUUGUAAAAACACUGAGAAAUUAUACUAACUUAUUUAUGUCAAGAUUUUUUUUUAUGUAGAAUUAAAAAAAAAAUGGGUUUUUGAUUACGGUUAUCCAAAGUGGCAUUUACUUAUAAUUGUUUCAUUUUGUAAAAGCCUUUUUUUUGUAGUUUUUUUUUUUUUUUUUUUUUUUUUUUUUUUUCUUAAAAGGUUGCGAACUGAGCCUGGUGAAAUUUUUGAUGUGCAUUUUGUAAUGUGUGGUUAUAAAAUGUGUUGCAAUCAAUUAAAAGAGAAAAUUAAAUCUCA
Molecule: messenger RNA, 2665 nt
Organism: Melanotaenia boesemani (Boeseman's rainbowfish)
Lineage: Eukaryota; Metazoa; Chordata; Actinopteri; Atheriniformes; Melanotaeniidae
Gene: cdkn1bb
Product: cyclin-dependent kinase inhibitor 1Bb
Exons: 3
Coding region: 485-1039 (184 amino acids)
Biological process (GO): negative regulation of cell population proliferation; regulation of cell cycle; G1/S transition of mitotic cell cycle
Cellular component (GO): nucleus; cytoplasm
Molecular function (GO): cyclin-dependent protein serine/threonine kinase inhibitor activity; protein-folding chaperone binding
Source: RefSeq, a predicted model, not a curated record